Molecule: messenger RNA, 1122 nt
Organism: Thalassophryne amazonica
Lineage: Eukaryota; Metazoa; Chordata; Actinopteri; Batrachoidiformes; Batrachoididae
Product: type-2 ice-structuring protein-like
Exons: 8
Coding region: 106-639 (177 amino acids)
Molecular function (GO): signaling receptor activity
Source: RefSeq, a predicted model, not a curated record
GAAACAGCGACCACUGAUCUCAUACCAACCACUGGGACAAGAUGAUCUCCACACAGGACGUCCCAAGAACUUCUGCACCAGGUCACCUUCUGAAUCAUCUCCAGCAUGAAGACCCUGACUUACGUGUGUCUGCUGAUUUGUGCCAUGAUGACUCUGAGUGGAGCUGCUGUUUAUACAGGAGAUCAGCUAUACAAACUUCAAGAGGAGGUCCGAGUCAAGAGGUCAUCAUCUUGUCCCAGUGGUUGGUCAGAGAUCAGUGGUCGCUGUUUCCUUUAUGUCCCUCGGUGCUUGUCCUGGACUGGAGCAGAGAGCAACUGUAUGUACAUGGGUGGACAUCUCGCAUCAGUUCACAGCAGUGAUGAGUAUCUUGACAUUCAGAACUUGAUCAUCAAGGUCACACAACAGUCCAAUGAGGCGUGGCUCGGAGGAUCGGACACAUUCAAAGAGGGACACUGGAUUUGGACUGAUGGAACACCUUUCAGGUUUAACAACUGGUGUCCAGGAGAGCCGAAUAAUGGUGUGGACCAUCAGAACUGUUUGCAAAUGAAUUUUUCAGGUAAAAAAUGCUGGGAUGAUCAAAAAUGUCAAGAAAAGCUUCCGUCCAUCUGUGCUAAACCCCCAACUGAUUUGUGGGUCUGAUCUGAGUUGUGAAGCUUCAUGUGUUUGUGUUGUAUGUCGGCUCCAUAAGUCAUGACACAUCUUUAUUUCUUUGCUGUAUCUGUAACGCUGCUUCAGGGAGGAAAAGACACGUUAGCCUGAGCUGGAUGCAAAGGCUGGGAUGAAAUGGGCACAUGGAAUGGUUAUGAAAAGACGCUUUUACUGCAAACUUUACGCUGAAAUGUGAAAUUUAUAACACAAAUUAAAAAGCUUUAAGCAUUAAAAAAAAAUCUGGUCUGUGUUCAAUGUACUGAGUUCCAAAUAUCAUUAAAUAUGACACAACAACAUUCAAUUUAUUUUAUUUGUUUAGCACCAAAUCACAACAAUGCUACUGCAAGGUGCUUCACAUGACCAGACAAACAUAACAAAUAUAAUAGGUGAGGUGAUGGUCUGGUGGUUAAGGUGUUGAGGUUGAGACCAGAAGAUCCUCUGUUCAAAUCUCAGCCUGACUGGACAAGUACUAAG